AUGACGAUAACAGACUUACUAGCUCAUCCUAUAGUCAUUGGUCUCGUUACCAUACUUGUCGCAAGUGCCGCAAUGGGCUUGUUCUCGUCCAACAAGCAUUUCCCCGUCGAGGGAAGGGUAAGUUUGUCGCAAACACUCGGGUUCGAUGUACAGGUGCUGAUACGAUUUGACACAGNNACGGUACUGAUUACAGGAGGCUCGAGUGGUAUGGGCAAGGCUCUCGCGACGAAGCUGGCUCAACAGGGUGCAAACGUGUGCAUUGUCGCAAGAACCCAAGCCAAACUCGACCAAGCAAUCGAGCACAUCAAGGUACUUUCUUCUACGUAUCUCGUCUCCCUGAUCUAUGUCGCCGACUGCACCUCUCCCGAAGACAACACCCGCAUCCUUGCUGAAACUACAUCAUGGAACGGCUCCCAAGCACCAGACAUCGUGUGGGCAAACGCCGGCUCAUCAUCCCCUGGCCUCUUCAUCGACACUCCCCUCGAGACCCAUCGCUCCCAGAUGGACACAAACUACUGGGCUUCCUUCUACCUCGCCCACGCAACCCUGAAACUCUGGCUCGCACCGCAGCGAAAGAAGGAACAUAACAAGACAAGACACUUCAUCAUCACAUCCAGCAGUGUCGCUUUUGUAGGUGUUGCAGGAUAUACACCUUAUGCUCCCGCCAAAGCCGCCCUCAAAUCUCUAGCCGAUUCGCUGCGCAUGGAGCUGAAUCUCUACAACGGCAGCAUCAAGUCUUCUUUGCCUUCUCCUGCUGCUGCUACACACAUCCAUCUGGUCUGCCCUGGCACUAUUCUGACUCCUGGCUAUGAUGCAGAAAACGCUACCAAACACCCCGUGACCAAGAUUUUGGAAUCUGGCGACCCAAAACAGACAGGGGAUGAGGUGGUAGACGCUGCAUUGAAAGGAUUGCAGAGAGGUGACUAUGUCAUCACAACCCAGUGGCUGGGCCAUGCCAUGAGAGUGUCUGCCCUGGGCGGCUCCCCUAGAAAUGGCUGGGGUAUCGUCGAUGUCCUCUUCGGCUGGGUGACGGCCAUCGCUUGGCUAUUCAUUGCACCCGAUAUGGAAGCCAAGGUGUGGAAAUGGGGCAAAGAGCACGGCUGCUCAUGA
Messenger RNA from Aureobasidium uvarum, 1110 nucleotides. NCBI's taxonomy places the organism in Eukaryota, Fungi, Ascomycota, Dothideomycetes, Dothideales, Saccotheciaceae. The record is from the annotation of a GenBank genome assembly.